CGGUAUUCUCUGGGGCUGACAACAUGGACUGCUUCAUGCAGCAGGUGUGCGACGCCCUUCGUGAUGGCUCCCUGGGCAUUGAUCUGAACAUCGAUCUUGGGCAGGCAGAUGGUGUUGAUCCCACCGGUUCAUUUUCAGAUAUACCUACAUCCGGUGCUGCAGGUGUUGCGACAGAAGGGCCAGACGGGGAUGGGGCCUCCCCUAUUGCAGAUUUCGAAGAGCAGGGAUAUGUUCCUGCACCGGUCUUCCCGAGACCUGACUCUGGACUGUUAGCCGAUAUGUUAGCUGAACAAGCUCCCACCGGGACUGUGAGACCACUCUUUGAGAGUGAUUCAUCCACAGGCGCUGUACCUGAUUCUGCUAUAGCUUCGGGUGUUUUCCCGCCUUCGCCUAAUACGACUGACUUGCCCACGAGGGUUGAUAUACCUUCCAUGAGCAUUCCUGUCGUUACUUCGGAGCCUGUCGAACCCCAACCCGAGGGGAUUUCCGCCGGUAUAGGUUCUCGACCGUCUCUAUAUGAGCAGGUCCAUGCUCUCUUGGCCGAUACCAAUCCAGAUGGGGAUGUCUUCCGCACUGACCUCGGCUUCUUUACUGCCUUUUAUAACGGCGUGAUUGAUAAGCUUCUGCACAGAGGGUCUUCUUUUGAUCAGUUCAGGCGUUCCUUCUCCCGUCACAUGAUGAUGAUGAGGGAAGAGGGAUAUCCGGAUUUGGCCGAUUCCUUUACAGCUGAUUUCGCUGCCCUGGAGUCAGAGAUUCGAGAGCUGAGGGAGUUGAAGGCUGGUGGAGCUCCCUCUUUUGCAUCUUCUCAGGUGGAGGAUAGGUUGACGCAGUGGCAUGAACUGCGAUCUUCCGUUGGCAGCGAGCUUCGAUCACGUGAGCGCACUGUCGAGCAGCUGAUGGCCUCUCUGGCGAGGAAAGACACCAGCAGAGCUGAGUUAGUGAGCUCCUUAGAUUCCACUCGUGCAGAGAUAGCUAGACUGAAGGAGGCCUUGGAACGCGCCGAAGAAUCUGCCGCUACCAUUUCUGAGGAACUGGUUGGGUUGGAGCGUUCUCGUGAAUGGACACUCGACAGGCUGGGAUCAGCGCAGGAGGGGUUGAUGAAGCUGCGACACGAAGCCGCAGAGGUUCUCAACAGUUCCGAAGAUUCUGUCCGAGCUAGCCUGCAGGCGGAGUUCGAGCAGGACUAUAUGGACAGGCUCUCUGGUUUAGAGUCUCAUAUUCUUAGCCGUCGGUUGCCUUCGGACUAA
Molecule: messenger RNA, 1247 nt
Organism: Asparagus officinalis (garden asparagus)
Lineage: Eukaryota; Viridiplantae; Streptophyta; Magnoliopsida; Asparagales; Asparagaceae
Exons: 3
Coding region: 24-1247 (407 amino acids)
Source: RefSeq, a predicted model, not a curated record